AUGUAUUUAUAUUCGAAUAAAUUAAUUCGAAAUAGAAAUAUCAUCUCAAAUUCUUAUACCACUUUAGUUAAUCUCAAUUGUUUUUAUUAUUCUGUUUCAUUUUUUAACAACAAUGUAACAUUAUAUCGAACUUUGUACAAUAAAACAUAUAACAAUUAUAAUAAAUUUAAUAAACGAUGGUAUUACUCAUUAUCAAAUGAAGAAAAUCGCAAUUGUAGCUCAAUUUCUGACUCCCUUAAUGAAAGACGAAAUAAUACUGAGAAUCUUCUCUCGGAAAAUAAGAAUUUUCUAAUUAAGGAUAAAACAAAUGACUUUGGAGAUGAUUCAGCCCAGAAGGAUCGGGAUUCUAACCUGAAUAAUUUAGCUGAGAAACAAAAUUCUGUUGAGAAUAUAAAUGGGUUGGAGGAUAGUGUGUUGAAAACUCUCAUAAAUGAAGGCUUCAAAGAUAUGGAUGAAUACAUAUUUGAAAAGAUUGACAAGUGUAUUUUGAAAGAUUUGGACAGUUUCAGCAUUUCGGAUAUCAGUAACCUUUUACAACUAACAUUGAAGAAUUAUUAUAGCCAGAAUCUAAUUGAGGCUUUGAUUUUGAAGUUACAGCAAUCUAAACCCUCGGACUUACACGUGGGAACGCUGGCACUGCUUAUACAAAAUUUAGGUAGAAUUCAGCCAGCAGACUUUCAAUUGGAAACUCUGAGUGAUUUUUUUGAUAAAACGUGUGAACAUUUAGUUAAACUUGAUAACGUGUCAGAAUCUCAUUUCUCUUCAAUUGUUUAUGGGUUCCAGAGACUACAUUAUGUAAACUAUGAAUUUCUCUCAGAAGUAGUGAAAAGAUAUAAGAAGGAUAAUAACUUCAAUGUCAACUCAAUAACAAUAUCACUUAGCUCAAUGGUAAAGCUUAACUAUUUCAACAUUGACUUGAUACUACACAUAUAUAGAAUAAUUAGUAAGUCACUAUCACACAUGACACUUCAAACAACAAUACAACUGUUAAACACGAUUUCUAAAAUACAUGAUACAAUUUCAAAUGAACACAAUGACACUAGAGUUGAUUCAGAGGAUACUAGUGGUAAAACAGACGAUUCUGAGGAUAGUUUAUGUAAAGAAUUGGAGACUGAAGAUGAAUGCAAAUUAGACGAUAUAGGUACUAACAUGUGUAUAGUUUCAGCUGAAAAGAAGAAUAAACUGUACAAAUACAAUUAUAAACUGGUUAAUUAUAUACUGAAAAUAAUCUGUAAAAAUUACUUGGAUCAGUUGAAUGUGGUUCAGAUAAGUAUAGUAUUAAACACGCUUAACAAGUUAAAUUUUAGGAAAGUAACAUAUUUAUCAAAACUAGUAAAUACAAUACCGAAUAAUAGUACCCGAGAUGAAGUGGUGGCAGAGAAAAAACCAAAAAAUCUAUACGCAUUCAGUUACCUACCAAAGCCACCAUUUAACUAUCAACAAACAUGCAAAAAACUACAAUCUGUUGAGCCAAAUAAUUUAAUACUGAUUUGUGACGCGAUCACGGGGUUAGAAUAUUAUACAGAAUAUAGCCUUAAUAUACUGUUCAUCAUUAAGGAUAUAAUUAACCCUAUACUACAUGAAUUAAAGUCUACUAACAUACUCAUGUACCUUCUGUCAUUCACUAAUAUUUGUUUUAAUAAUUAUCAAUUAAAUGAAGAAUGCAAGUUAAACACAAGUAAUAAGACAAAAAAGAUACCAGCAAGUGAAGUUAGUACCAUAUUAAAACUAUUAAACUACUAUGAAAAUUAUGAUAAUAAUUGGUAUGACAAGGAGAAUUCAAGGCAUAAUAGUAUGGACAAGGAGAUUGAGACACGAGAAAUAUUGUUAAAGAAGGUUAAAAAUAGGCUAAAUAGAAGUUAUUGGAAGGAAGAACUGGUAUUAAAUUGUAUGGAGAAUUUAAUACGCCAUUUAACAUAUAUCAAGUCGUCACCAAGUAUGCUGAGGAAGUUCAAGUUUUUCUACACACUCCUGAUGAAUAAUGUGUAUCUUCAAUCGUUUCCAAUUUACUAUAAUUUAGAAGACGGAAAAGUGUAUGAAGAAAGUGACUUAACAGAGAGAGUUUCAAUGACUAAUGCAAUACCGAUGGUGAUACCAGAGAAUCUGGUAGAAAUAUACAAUGAAUUGUAUGAUUCAAAAGAGAGUAAUGAACCAGAAGUGUUGGAAUUUGAUAAUAAAAGAAUGUAUGUAGAUAAACAAAUAAAUUGCUUUAAAUUAGAUAUACUAAUUGAAAAUAAAUGAGUUUAAUGUAGUAAAAA
Theileria parva strain Muguga is the source of this 2258-nucleotide messenger RNA. RefSeq lists its product as uncharacterized. The transcript has a single exon. The coding region runs from base 1 to 2241 and encodes 746 amino acids. NCBI's taxonomy places the organism in Eukaryota, Apicomplexa, Aconoidasida, Piroplasmida, Theileriidae. The record is from RefSeq and is a predicted model, not a curated record.